Capsaspora owczarzaki ATCC 30864 is the source of this 3108-nucleotide messenger RNA. RefSeq names its product minichromosome maintenance complex component 2. Bases 48 to 2996 code for a protein of 982 amino acids. Lineage: Eukaryota; Filasterea; Ministeriida; Capsasporidae. Gene Ontology annotation, molecular function: ATP binding; single-stranded DNA helicase activity; single-stranded DNA binding. Gene Ontology annotation, cellular component: MCM complex; nucleus. The transcript has 7 exons. The record is from RefSeq and is a predicted model, not a curated record. Gene Ontology annotation, biological process: DNA replication; double-strand break repair via break-induced replication; mitotic DNA replication initiation.
CGAAUCUUGCAACUUUUUGACAGUUCUCCUUUUCGAUCAACAUCCAAAUGUCGGGCUCGUACCCAGGAUCGUCGCCAGGAGCAAGCAGCCCGCGGUCGGCGUCGUCGCCAGGAGGCAGCAGCACCCGCAGCGGCGGAGGCAGCGCGCGCAGGACGGCCGCGCGAAAUGCGAGAUCGCAGUCCUCUCCAAUGAACACGUCGUCUGGCGGCGGCUCACGUCGGUACCGGCGUUCGGCUGCGUCAGGCUCGUCACGAGGCACCCCGCGGUCGUCUGCGCGCUCGCUGGGCGGCGGCGGCGACGACGGAGACGAGGACGACGACUUGCCGCCGUUCACCGACGACCAGAGCGAUCUCCCCAGCGACGGCGCCGAGGAGGCCGAGGAGGACAUGCGUGCUGGCUUUGACGACGCAGAGCCCAACGAUCUCGACGAGGACGACGAGGACGGCGAGGAUUUGCUCGUCAACGCUGAAGACGAUUACCGUCGAGUCGAUGCACUUGAUACAUACGAACAGGCUGGUCUGUCCAGUGGCGAGUACGAGGAAAUGUCGCUCGACGCGCGCCGACAAGCCGAGCGCGAGAAUACUCGUCGUGAGCGUCAGCGUGCCAGGCGCGAUGGUCGACUUCCGGCUGCGUUGAUGGACGAGGAGUCCGACGAAGACGAGGAAGACGAAUUUGGAGCUCCUCGACGACGACGUAUUGCCGAGCGAGCGGCUCGUGGUGAAAUUCUCAGCGAAACUGUCGAGGAAACACCUCCUGUGGCAAACUUGGAAGAUUACAAGGGCUUCAAGCUGCGCGAGUGGGUGUCGAUGCGUGGCCCGCGCGAGGAAAUCAAGCGGCGCUUCCGCUUGUUCUUGACGGCAAGUGUCGACCACCGCGGCAACAACAUUCACGCAGAGCGCAUCCGACACAUGUGCGCCAUGAACGCCGAGUCGCUGGUGAUUAGUUAUAAGGAUUUGGUGCGCGAGCAGCAGAUUCUCGCCGUGUUCGUCGCCGACGCGCCGCUCGAAGUGCUCAAAAUUUUCGAUGAGGUGGCCCGCGACGUGGUGUUGACGUCCUUCCCGAAUUACGAUCGCAUUCACUCCGAAAUCCAUGUUCGAAUUGCCGAGUUGCCGGUGGUCGAUCAAUUGCGCGACAUUCGCCACACCUACAUCAACGCGCUCAUCAAGGUGCGCGGCGUCAUUACGCGUCGCACCUCGGUGCUCCCGCAGCUCAAGUACGUCAAGUACGACUGCAUCAAGUGCGGCUCUGUGCUUGGUCCGUUCUUCCAAGACCAGGACGCGGCUGAAAUUACGAUCGGCUCGUGUCCUUCGUGCCAAUCGCAAGGCCCGUUCCGCAUCAACGUCGAGCAGACAGUCUAUCGCAACUACCAGCGUAUCACACUCCAAGAAAGUCCCGGCAGCGUGCCUGCUGGCCGUCUUCCUCGCCAAAAGGAUGUUGUGCUGCUGUGGGACUUGAUUGACUCGUGCAAGCCGGGCGACGAGGUUGAAAUCACGGGCAUUUACCGCACCAACUUUGAUGCGGCAUUGAACAUUACCAACGGCUUCCCCGUUUUCUCCACCAUGAUUGAGGCCAACUAUGUGACGACGAACGAAGAUUCGUUCUCGCACUUCAACCUCACCGACGAGGACGUCAAGGAGAUUCGCGCGCUGGGCCGAGACCCUCGCAUUGGCGAGCGCAUCAUUCGGUCCAUUGCGCCGUCCAUUUACGGCCACGAAGACGUCAAGACGGCCAUUGCGCUAUCCAUGUUUGGCGGCCAGCCCAAGGACCCCGGCAAUCGCCACCGCGUGCGUGGUGACAUUAACGUGUUGGUGCUCGGCGAUCCUGGCACAGCCAAGUCCCAGGUGCUCAAGUACGUCGAGAAGACUGCCCACCGCGUCGUGUUUACGACUGGUCAAGGUGCGUCGGCUGUCGGUUUGACCGCGUCCGUGCAUCGCGACCCGAUCAUGCGCGAGUGGACCCUGGAAGGCGGCGCAUUGGUGCUUGCCGACAAGGGCAUCUGCCUCAUUGACGAGUUUGACAAGAUGAACGACCAGGAUCGCACCUCCAUUCACGAGGCGAUGGAGCAGCAAUCCAUUUCAAUCUCCAAAGCCGGCAUUGUCACAACACUGCAGGCCCGCUGUGCCGUGAUUGCCGCAGCCAACCCUGUGCGCGGGCGAUACGAUCCCUCCGAGACGUUCUCGGGCAAUGUCGAUUUGACCGAGCCCAUUCUCUCGCGUUUUGACAUUCUCUGCGUUGUGAAGGACACGGUCGACCCGAUUGCCGACGAAAAUCUGGCUCGCUUUGUCAUUGGGUCACACGUCCGGAGCCAUCCCGAAGUCCCAUUCAUCAACGCCCGUGAAGACCCCUCACGCGCCCAACUUCAGAGCGCCCUCGAUGCUGCCAACGCCCUUGCACCAGCCGUGGACGAAGACAAGGACGCCAUCCCGCAAGCCAUGCUGAAAAAGUACAUCAUCUUUGCCAAGCAGAACGUGCGUCCCAAGCUGCGGGACGUCGACGAGGACAAGCUGGCCAAGCUGUAUGCUGAUUUGCGUCGCGAGUCGAUGACAACUGGCAGCAUCCCCAUUACCGUUCGUUUCGUCGAGUCCAUGAUCCGCAUGUCCGAGGCUCACGCACGCAUGCAUCUGCGCGAGUUUGUGAAUGAGGACGAUGUGAACAUGGCCGUCCGAGUUGCCCUGGAGAGCUUUAUCUCGACUCAAAAGUUCUCUGUCAUGAAGACCUUGUCGAAGUCCUUCUCAAAGUACAUUACGUACCGCAAGGACAACAACGAGCUCCUGUUUUACAUUUUGCAGCAGCUGUUGCGCGACACAAUUGCCUACAACCGCCGACGACGGGCAGAGGAGCCUGCUGUGCGCGUGCUGAUCGACCUGGAAGAUUUCGAGAUCAAGGCGCGCAACUUGAAUAUUCACGAUUUGCGUGCAUUCUAUUCGAGCGAUCUGUUUGCUCGGAACAACUUUACGCUGGACCGUACGAAGAGGGUCAUUGUCAAAACCUUCUAACCGUGGUUCUUGUCGAGUUAGCGAUUGUUAGACGUUUUCGCUUUUUUUUUUCCCUUCUGGUGGUUGAUUUUGCUUUUGCCAAUGCGAGUCUAAAUAAAUACUUUGUUUCACA